AUGCUCAACACCUAUUUGAGUAAACCGGUAGAUGAAGAAGAAGAUAGAUUUGGUACUUACAAGGAGAAGGAUCUAGACCCACAUAAGAAAUUCACCGAUCCUGCAAGGAAGAGGAAGGUCAGAAAAGAGGUUGAAGAGCUUGCAGAACAAAUGGGUAUAUCCAAAGAAGUUGUUCAAAGGGCUAGGGAACAUAAUAUAUUGAAGGAGGAUGACAUAUUAAAGCCUAAAAAUUCAAAAUCGGUCUCCACUCCUCCCAAGAAAACUAAGCCAAGGCAAUCCCAGUCUACACCUACCUCUGGUGCUCAGAAGCCUAUCCCUCCACCCAAGCAACAAUCCAAGUCAACCAGUGGAGCAAAGAAGAGGAAGAAGGAGAAGCCACAAAGGGAAAAUGUUCCAGCCAUUGCUGAAGAUGUAGAGACAAAAUUUGAUGAAGCAGUUAGAGAGGUGAAGAAGACAACUGCCUAUGUUAGGGUAGUGAAAAAAUCUCAAUCCACUGGAGCCCAACCAACCAAGAAGCCAAGGACAGAAGUUGAGUCAUCUGAUAGAGCAAGAGCAAGUAAGAAACAAAAUUUUGAAUUGGAUGAAGCUCUGAAGUUUGACAAGAUAGGAGGAACUUACACUGUUGUACCCCCAUGA
Molecule: messenger RNA, 636 nt
Organism: Cryptomeria japonica (Japanese cedar)
Lineage: Eukaryota; Viridiplantae; Streptophyta; Pinopsida; Cupressales; Cupressaceae
Exons: 1
Coding region: 1-636 (211 amino acids)
Source: RefSeq, a predicted model, not a curated record